GUCUCUGUAGCAAUUUAUAAUAAAUUGCAAAAUUAUUGGCAACAUAUUGAUGAAAUAUCACAUGUAGCUGCAUUCUUAGAUCCAUGCUACAAAAUAUUUUCACGAUUAACACAAAAUUCAUCAGAUAUACAACAAAUUGAUGAGAUACAACGUUAUUGGAAUCUUCUACUUUAUAAUGAUGACAUUGAACCAUUAACAUGGUGGAAAAUGCACCAAGAUGAAUUUCCGCUAUUAUCUAAUCUUGCACAAAAUUAUUUAGCAAUUCAAGCAAGUUCAGUGUCUUGCGAACAGUUAUUUCCAAUUGCUGGAGCUAUUAUUAGCAAGGCAAGAAAUCGAUUAACAAGUGAAAAUGCUCGUGCAUGCCUUUGCUUGAAAAGCUGGAUAGAUAAAAAUAUUCUUGGACCUGAAUUUGAAA
Molecule: messenger RNA, 415 nt
Organism: Dentiscutata heterogama
Lineage: Eukaryota; Fungi; Glomeromycota; Glomeromycetes; Diversisporales; Gigasporaceae
Source: the annotation of a GenBank genome assembly